Messenger RNA from Salvelinus sp. IW2-2015, 1317 nucleotides. Its product is annotated as tumor necrosis factor receptor superfamily member 14-like. Gene Ontology annotation, biological process: apoptotic process; positive regulation of T cell migration; signal transduction. Gene Ontology annotation, cellular component: external side of plasma membrane; membrane. Lineage: Eukaryota; Metazoa; Chordata; Actinopteri; Salmoniformes; Salmonidae. Gene Ontology annotation, molecular function: transmembrane signaling receptor activity; protein binding. The record is from RefSeq and is a predicted model, not a curated record.
UGUCAGUAGUAUUAAGAAUUUUUUUAUUUUAUGUGUUUAAAGGCGUAUGUUGUAUAACAGUAUUUAAACACUUAUUUGUUUAUCUGUAACGUUUAAUCUAUCGUCAACGUAGAGAGCGUAGACAUUUUUCUUCAGCAAGUGAAAAUGGUAUGCYUUCCGUCUGAACAGUAUUUCCUCCUUGGUUUUCAUUUGGUGCUUGUAUUUGGAAAGGAUUGUGGUCCAGCAGAAUACAAAACUAGUGAUGGGCAGUGCUGCCCAAUGUGUAAUAAAGGCUUGGUGGUCCGCAGAGAUUGUACAUUGGAUUCCAGCACAUCUUGCAUGCCCUGUAUCAGAGGGACCUUCAUGAACGAGGCCAAUGGUCUAACCAAGUGCUUUCCCUGCAGUCCCUGUGACCCAGGACAGGGCCUGUUCACUCAGRCAGAGUGCAAACCAACAAGUAACACAGUCUGCGACGUUCUAGAUGGAUUCUACUGUAGAAGCUACUCAUCCAACUCUAAGUGUAGCUUUGCAGUAGAACAUACACACUGUUCACCGGGACAGAGUACUAAAUCACCUGGUACAAAGACAACAGAUACCAUGUGUGAGGAGUGUCAACAUGGCUUUUACUCACAACAUGGUGUCAACUGCACUGCUUGGACUGGUUGUGCAGCAAUGGGACGCAUGAAGACUGAAGAUGGAAAUUCUAGACAAGAUGUUAUUUGUAACAAAGUGCCAUCAAGGAGUCAUACCACUCUAAUAGCUUCAAUAAUAUUGUUAUUAUUAGGCCUAGAGUAGCUGCACUGUUUUGUUUUCAUUUAAAAAAUAUAUUUUUUAAUCUAAAUCCUAAUCAUUUGAAGUUAAUAAGUCCUCAUACAACAUUGUUAUGCAAGCAAAAGUCUUUAUUGAAAAAUAAUUUCUAGUGAGUGAAAAAUUCUGUUAAUUUUAUGGCUAAAUAAUCCAAUGUUGUUCUUGUCAUUUAGUCUGUUUUAGUAGCUAUAGCAAUCCUAACUUUUGUAAUACAUCAUAGGUUCCUUUCAAGAAACGGGACCUGUAUAAGUGACCAGUAAUCCCGUACGUUAUCUAUUUGGAUCAAUAUUUCAGACUAUCAUAGUAAUAACUGAGUAAUGCAGAUUACUUUAUACUAGGGAUUAGAGGUCGACAGAUUAUGAUUUUUCAAUGCCGAUACAGAUUAUUGGAGGACCAAAAAAAGCCGAUCGGCCGAUUUGUUUAAAACAAAUGGUAUUAUAAUUUUUGGGGUUUUGUAUUUAUGACAAUUACAAACAUACUGAAUGAACACUUAUUUUAACUUAAUAUAAUACAUCAAUCAAACAAUUUAAC